Messenger RNA from Musca vetustissima, 1314 nucleotides. Its product is annotated as acyl-CoA desaturase 1-like. Gene Ontology annotation, cellular component: endoplasmic reticulum membrane. The coding region runs from base 1 to 1290 and encodes 429 amino acids. Gene Ontology annotation, biological process: unsaturated fatty acid biosynthetic process. Gene Ontology annotation, molecular function: stearoyl-CoA 9-desaturase activity; iron ion binding. NCBI's taxonomy places the organism in Eukaryota, Metazoa, Arthropoda, Insecta, Diptera, Muscidae. The record is from RefSeq and is a predicted model, not a curated record. The transcript is spliced from 5 exons.
AUGUGCCUUUCAACACCUACUACAACAACAACAGAUACCUCUAAUGGUGCAAAAUGUUCGGAAUCUAGUCAAUGUCCAAAUGCUGCAGCACAAACAACAUGUAACCUUAAACCAAAUACAACAACGCCCACACAAUUAGAUUGUAAUGGUAAUGAAAAAUCGAAUGGCAACAACAGCAACAGCAGUAUUAUUAUUCAUCGCAAGACAGCAUCAGUGGCCAUCACAGAUAAGGACGGAUCAUUGGGCUACGAGGAAGAGAAUGCUGUCUACAAAGAAAUACAAAAAGAAACCAAAGAUACCACACCAGUUGAAGAAGAAUAUAUACCAAAGAUUAGAUGGCCAGAUUUGGGUGCACAAGUAUUUUUACACUCGUCGGCGGUAUAUGGCUUAUAUUUGUUAUUCUCGGCAAAAUUAUAUACAAUUGCAUGGUUAUUUAUAACCAUCUGGAUAUCCGGCAUUGGUAUAACAGCUGGAGCUCAUCGCUUAUGGUCACACAAAUCUUAUAAUGCCUCACUGCCAUUGCGUAUUUUAUUAAUCUUGCUUUUUUCCAUUGCGGGACAGCGCGAUGCCUACACCUGGGCCUUGGAUCAUCGAAUCCAUCAUAAAUUCUCGGAAACUGAAGCCGAUCCCCAUAAUGCUAAGCGUGGCUUUUGGUUUGCCCACGUUGGUUGGUUGUUUUUGACACCACACCCUAAGGUGGCGGAAAAGCGUAAAGUCAUCGAUAUGUCCGAUUUGGAAAAUGACAAAGUGGUUAUGUUCCAACGUAAAUGGUAUAUUCCGCUGUUUGCUGUCUUAUCAAUUGGUAUACCCGUACUGACACCAUGGUAUUUUUGGGGUGAAUCUUUGUGGAAUUCAUUUUGGAUUUGUUUCACAUUGAGAUUUACAUUGACGCUGAAUGCUGCUUUCUUUGUCAAUAGCGUGGCACAUAUGUUCGGAUCGCGACCAUAUGAUAAAAACAUUAGCUCCACCGAAAGUCCUUUUGUAUCCUUUGUUGCUUUGGGCGAGGGAUGGCACAACUAUCAUCAUGUCUUUCCCUGGGACUAUAAAACUGGAGAGUUUGGUAGCUAUCGCCUAAAUAUUACCACAGCCUUUAUUGAUUUCUGUGCCAAGUAUGGCUUGGCAUCUGGACGUAAAUCCGUUUCACCCGAUAUGAUUUUGAGACGUGCUAAAAAAUGCGGUGACGGCAGUCGUUUCCUAACCGAUGAAUUUGCCCACAAAGAUGCAGUAUGGGGCUAUGGGGAUAAAGAUAUACCCAAAGAUGACUUACAAGAAUUAACAAAAAUGAAAUAAUUGUUUUAAAUAUAUGAAACAAAA